Molecule: messenger RNA, 1484 nt
Organism: Pungitius pungitius (ninespine stickleback)
Lineage: Eukaryota; Metazoa; Chordata; Actinopteri; Perciformes; Gasterosteidae
Gene: hgd
Product: homogentisate 1,2-dioxygenase
Exons: 14
Coding region: 137-1471 (444 amino acids)
Biological process (GO): L-phenylalanine catabolic process
Cellular component (GO): cytoplasm
Molecular function (GO): homogentisate 1,2-dioxygenase activity
Source: RefSeq, a predicted model, not a curated record
AUCCAGCCCACUUUUUCCACCCAGUUCAAAUGUGCGCCCUGCACUGGAAUUUGGACAAAGGGAGUCAGACUGCGAGUUAAAUUGUAACCACUGAGACACUUCGACAGCUACGGGGGAAUUACUAAACGAAGGCACAAUGACUGAACUCAAGUACCUGAGCGGUUUCGGGAACGAGUUCUCUUCUGAAGACCCUCGCUGUCCCGGAUCUUUACCCGAGGGACAGAACAAUCCUCAGCUGUGUCCAUACGGCCUCUAUGCUGAGCAGCUCUCCGGCUCUGCCUUCACCUGCCCUCGGCCAGCCAACAAGAGGAGCUGGUUGUACCGCAUCUUGCCGUCUGUCAAGCAUAAGCCUUUUGCUGCGGUGCCCUGCGGGAACCUAACAGAGGACUGGAAUGAGGUGGAACCCGACCCGAACCAGCUGCGAUGGCUGCCAUUUAUCAUUCCCAAAUCCGCAGAGAAGAAAGUGGACUUUGUGGCUGGCCUGCAAACUGUCUGCGGUGCCGGAGAUGCCAAAUCCCGCGAUGGCAUUGGCAUCCACGUGUACACCUGCAACACCUCCAUGGUUAACAGGUGCUUCAACAACUCAGAUGGAGACUUUAUGAUUGUCCCCCAACAGGGUGAGAUCUUGAUCACCACAGAGUUUGGGAAGAUAAUGGUCGAGCCAAACGAAAUCGUUGUCAUCCAGCAAGGGAUGCGCUUCAGUGUGGAUGUGUUUGGAGAAACCCGAGGCUACAUACUGGAGGUGUAUGGAGCCCAUUUUGAACUCCCUGACCUGGGACCCAUAGGAGCCAACGGUUUGGCCAACCCAAGAGAUUUCCUCUGUCCAGUCGCCUGGUACGAGGAUCGUAAAGUGGCCGCGGGCUACAGCGUCAUCAACAAGUACCAAGGAAAGCUCUUCGCCUGCCAACAGGAUUUCUCUCCGUUCAAUGUGGUGGCCUGGCACGGGAACUACACGCCGUACAAAUACAACCUGAAGAACUUCAUGGUCAUCAACAGCGUGGCCUUCGACCAUGCGGAUCCAUCUAUCUUUACUGUGCUGACUGCCAAAUCCACACGACCAGGUGUGGCGAUUGCUGACUUUGUCAUCUUCCCCCCACGGUGGGGUGUGGCUGACCACACCUUCCGUCCACCAUACUAUCACCGUAACUGCAUGAGUGAAUUCAUGGGUCUGAUCGAAGGCCACUACGAGGCUAAAGCGGAGGGCUUCCAGCCGGGAGGGGCCAGUCUGCACAGCAUGAUGACCCCACACGGGCCGGACACAGAAUGCUUUGAAAAGAACAGCAGUGCUGAGCUCAAACCCGAAAGGGUGGCUGAGGGAACCAUGGCUUUCAUGUUCGAGUCCUCCUUCAGUAUGGCGGUGACCAAGUGGGGUCUACAAACGUGCCAGAGGAUCGACAAGAGCUACCAUCACUGUUGGGAGUCUCUCCGCAGCCACUUUGACCCCAACUGGAAGCCCAGCAAACAGCAGUAGAACAAAGUGACUG